AAUAAUGAAUGACACAGCACUUUGACAUUAACAUUUUACAUUGAGCAAAGCAAUAUAAUAAAACGAGGAUAAUGCUCAACACCCUCUUGUCUCUCAUGUCUCUUUUCUAACUCUCUCUUUCCUCUCAUCUUCCCUUCUCUCUUCUUCUUCUUCUUCUUCUUCUUCUUCUUCUUCCCUAUUCACCUUUGCUCUCCACACUCCAACACCCAUUUCUCUAUCUUCUCGUAAGGUGUUAAGUCCUGUAAAAAGCUUGAGAAUUCAUUCACUUGAGUUGGUGUUUGGAGCUGAACGAGGCUGAAUUUGAAACCUAUUUUAAAAGAUUGAAGCCGAAUCUUCUGGUUGUCUGGGCCAUCUUUUGGGGUUUUUUCUCUGAGACAAGAUGAUGAUGUUUGAUGACAUAGGGUUUUGUGGUGAUUUGGAUAUGUUUUGUGGUACACUUGGGGAAGGGGAUAUUUCUGUCAGGCAAACCGAGCCGGAUUCGGUAGUCGAGGAUGAUUAUAGUGAUGAAGAAAUGGACUUGGAUGAGCUUGAGCGGAGGAUGUGGAGGUACAAAAUGCGUUACAAGCGAAUGAAAGAACAAACCAAGGCUAAAGAAGGAAUCGAUGCAGCAAAGGCGAGGCAGUCUCAGGAACAAGCAAGGAGGAAAAAGAUGUCAAGAGCUCAAGAUGGAAUAUUGAAGUACAUGCUGAAAAUGAUGGAGGUUUGUAAGGCGCAAGGAUUUGUUUACGGGAUAAUUCCCGAGAAGGGGAAGCCGGUGACCGGUGCAUCUGACAAUCUUCGUGAAUGGUGGAAGGAUAAGGUUAGGUUCGAUAGGAACGGCCCAGCUGCCAUAGCCAAGUAUCAAGCUGAUAACGCAAUUCCGGGAAAGAAUGAUGGAUGCAAUUCCAUCGGUCCAACUCCACACACUUUGCAAGAAUUACAGGACACGACCUUGGGUUCUCUCUUAUCAGCACUUAUGCAGCACUGUGAUCCUCCUCAGAGGCGUUUCCCAUUAGAGAAGGGUCUUCCUCCACCAUGGUGGCCCACAGGGAAUGAAGAGUGGUGGCCCCAAAUCGGUUUACCUAAAGACCAAGGCCCUCCACCGUACAAGAAACCUCAUGACCUGAAAAAAGCAUGGAAGGUCGGUGUUCUAACUGCUGUGAUCAAGCAUAUGUCUCCUGAUAUAGCCAAGAUUCGCAAGCUCGUGAGGCAGUCCAAAUGCCUUCAAGAUAAAAUGACUGCCAAGGAAAGUGCAACCUGGCUCGCCAUCAUCAACCAAGAAGAAGCUUUGGCUCGAGAGCUUUAUCCGGAUUACUGCCCCUCGUUGUCUUCCGGAGGAGGUAGUGGUUCUAUGGUCAUCAAUGAUUGCAGUGAAUAUGAUGUUGAUGGGGCUGACGAUGAGACGAACUUUGAUGUUGUGGAGGAUCGAAAACCCGAGAAUCUUCAUCCAUCCAAUCUUGGGAUGGAGAGAAUGAGGGGAAUGGUUCCAGUUCAGCAGCCUUCUCUUCCAAUGAAGGGAGAGGUUGUCACAAACUUGGAUUUCAUUCGAAAGAGGAAGAUCUCAAAUGACUUUAACAUGAUCAUUGAUCAGAAACUCUACACAUGUGAACAUCCUCAAUGCCCUUACAGUGAAGUUCGUCUCGCUUUUCAAGACAGGUCGUCUAGGGACAAUCAUCAAUUGAAUUGUCCAUACAGAAACAGUCCUGCAGAUUACGGAGGCUCUAAUUUCCAUGCUACCGAGGUUAAGCCAAUUAUUUUCCCACAGUCCUUUGUUCAACCAAACUCUACAGCUCAGCCUGCUGGUUUGGUUCCACCUUCAUUUGAUUUAACUGGGCUUGGAGUUCCCGAAGACGGCCAGAAAAUGAUUACCGAACUUAUGUCGAUUUAUGAUACAAAUGUUAUAGGAAACAAGAAUGCAAGUUCCACCAAUUGUGUAGCUGUUGAAAAUCAAAACCUUUCUCAGCCCUGCAUUCAGCAACAACAGGACAAUUUCUUUUCGAGUCAAGGAAUGGUAAUGGAAGCAGCAAACUUUUUUACCCGCGAUGAAAGUCAAUUUGACAGGUUCAAGCCAAUUAACUCUCCUUUUGAAACCAACCACAACAAUAAUAAUAUCCAUCUCAUGUUUGGGUCUCCAUGUGAUUUGGCAUCCUUUGAUUUUAAGGAGGAUAUACAACUACAGGGAGUAGGAAUCGAUACAUUUCACAAACAACCAGAUAUGUCAAUAUGGUACAAUUGAAAAAUGACAAGUGGAAAAUUAUGUACCAUUGGCUUUUUUAUUGUGUCAUUAAAAAAGGGUUGCCACACUCUUAUCAUGUGAAACUCCCUUGACUAAAACAUCAAAGGUAGUUUAGUUACUGCAUUUUUCUUCACAUGCAAUGGUUUAGGUCUAGAUAUUAUAAUGUUUGGCAGGUCUUGUUCUGGUAUGGGGGUAAUAAAUCAUGUGGACAUUAUGUUCCCAAAAUGUAACAAACCCUUUUGUGUUUUCAUCAGUGUUAGCCUUAUUAUAUUGUUGUUACUAUAUUAUAUGUACUACUGUUAUAUAAAUAAGAUUUUAUUUUUAUUCUCUUAUAAAAUAAA
Molecule: messenger RNA, 2556 nt
Organism: Cicer arietinum (chickpea)
Lineage: Eukaryota; Viridiplantae; Streptophyta; Magnoliopsida; Fabales; Fabaceae
Product: ETHYLENE INSENSITIVE 3-like 1 protein
Cellular component (GO): nucleus
Molecular function (GO): DNA binding; DNA-binding transcription factor activity
Source: RefSeq, a predicted model, not a curated record